Messenger RNA from Daldinia decipiens, 444 nucleotides. RefSeq lists its product as uncharacterized. NCBI's taxonomy places the organism in Eukaryota, Fungi, Ascomycota, Sordariomycetes, Xylariales, Hypoxylaceae. The record is from RefSeq and is a predicted model, not a curated record. Bases 1 to 444 code for a protein of 147 amino acids. The transcript is spliced from 3 exons.
AUGUCUGUCCUGAAGCCUCGUCGCUAUUACCGCCUUGGUGAUAGGCACUAUACCCAGGUCUCCGGCCCUCCACUUCUUACAGAGGAGGAAUACGCUGCGCAUCAGUAUGCAAACCGCCGUGCCAUUGAGCGUCUUGACCAAAGCCUCGAGGAAGUUAUGCACCACCUAAAUCACCAACUGAAGGACGGCUCUUUCACUACCAUUGUGGAAAUUGGUAUGAAACUGAAGGAGAUUAUUGAAGAUUGCGAAGAUGUCCGUCAGAUUGUGGUGGACGACUCGACCUGCUUCAAUCUUUACCCAGGAAAGGGUUACGAGAGCCCGGAGAUCAUACUGUGCCCAGCUAGAAAUGAACAACUUGUGAUAGCCAUGGUCGUUAUGGUUCCCAUAAUCCUCCUGUUCAUUCUUUUCACUUCGCCUUACGCCAUGUUCUGGAGAAUCUUUUAA